AUGUCGGGCCAGUCGUCCGGCUGUGGCUUCCUCAUGUCGGUGGUCGUCCACGGAGACUCGACGCUGAACGAGCAAGAGAAGGAACUUAACCAGCGAUUGCGACGCCUCUAUCCGGCCGUCAACGAGAGCGAGACGCCGCUGCCUCGCUCCUGGAGCCCCAAGGACAAGUUUAGCUACAUCGGCCUGUCGCAGAACAACCUCCGGGUACACUAUAAAGGUCACGGCAAGACCCCGAAGGACGCUGCGUCAGUGCGGGCCACGCACCCCAUCCCGGCGGCGUGCGGCGUCUACUACUUCGAGGUCAAGAUCAUCAGCAAAGGCCGAGACGGGUACAUGGGCAUCGGCCUCUCUGCUCAGGGUGUCAACAUGAACCGGCUGCCUGGUUGGGACAAGCACUCUUACGGUUACCACGGCGACGACGGCCACUCUUUUUGCUCUUCCGGCACCGGGCAGCCGUACGGACCCACAUUCACGACGGGCGACGUGAUAGGUUGCUGCGUCAACCUCAUCAACAACACCUGCUUCUACACAAAGAACGGACAUAGCCUCGGGAUCGCAUUCACAGACCUUCCGCCCAACUUGUACCCGACGGUGGGCCUCCAGACCCCGGGUGAGGUGGUGGACGCCAACUUCGGUCAGCACCCGUUCGUCUUCGACAUUGAGGACUAUAUGCGCGAAUGGAGGACCAAGAUUCAGGCGCAGAUCGACCGCUUCCCCACCGGCGAGCGCGAGGGCGAGUGGCAGUCCAUGAUCCAAAAGAUGGUGGCGUCCUACUUGGUGCAUCACAGCUACUGCGCCACCGCCGAAGCCUUCGCCAAGACCACCGACCAGGCCGUGCACGAGGAGCUGGCCUCCAUCAAGAACCGGCAGAAGAUCCAGAAGCUGGUGCUGUCAGGCAGGAUGGGCGAGGCCAUCGAAACCACCCAGCAGCUCUACCCGAACCUCCUGGAGAGGAACCCGGACCUGCUUUUCAUGCUCAAGGUGAGACAGUUCAUCGAGAUGGUGAACGGGACGGACAGCGAGGUGCGCUGUCUGGGGGGUCGCAGCCCCAAAUCUCAGGACAGUUACUCCGGCUCCCCGCGGCCCUUCGGCAGCCCCGCCCACAAAGCCGGCAGCGCGCCGUCCUAUCUGACAGGUGGGGACAACAACUGUUGUAACGGCGUGACGUCCAACAAGAGCCACGGCUCCGCACCGCACAGUCAUAAGCCCUGCCCCCUGGGCUCAGGCUCCGCCCCCCCGGCGUCAGACGCCAGCUUGAACGGGAGCCACUGUCAGACGACCGGAAGCAGCGACAUGGACAUGGAAGUGGAGCACUUCACCAACGGCGUGACGGAGACCUCAAACGGCUUCCUGAACGGUUCCUCCAAACACAUCCACGAGGCGGACGACUGCGACGCCGACAUGGAAGUGGAGUCGGCGCUGAUUAAGCGGCAGCUGUGCGGUGGCAGCCAGGCGGCCGUCGAAAGGAUGAUCCACUUCGGACGGGAGCUGCAGAGCAUGAGCGAGCAUCUCCGGAGAGAGUGCGGAAAGAACUCUGCCAACAAGAAGAUGCUCAAGGACGCCUUCAGCCUGUUAGCCUACUCGGACCCGUGGAGUAGUCCGGUGGGUUACCAGCUGGACGCCAUCCAGAGGGAACCCGUCUGCUCCACCCUCAACAGUGCAAUACUCGAGACGCACAACCUGCCCAAGCAGCCCCCUCUGGCCCAGGCGGUGGGCCAGGCCGCCCAGUGCCUCGCCAUCAUGGCGCGAACGGGCAGCGGCUCCUGCGCCUUCGCCUCCGUGGACGAUUACUUGCACUAG
This is a messenger RNA of Nerophis lumbriciformis (worm pipefish), 1800 nucleotides long. The record is from RefSeq and is a predicted model, not a curated record. Lineage: Eukaryota; Metazoa; Chordata; Actinopteri; Syngnathiformes; Syngnathidae.